AUGAGGGAAGCAAAUGAAUUGAAUGUAGUUGAUGAGUUUGUCAUUUCCGGCUGUGAAGUGGACCAAAAAGUUUUUGUUUGUCCUGGAACGUUAAUGCGAGUGUUGGAGCCCAGUUCUGUGCGGGAGGCGGAGCAUCAGUCGGGGGCAUGGUGUAAAGACCCUCUGCAAGCGGGUGAUAGGCUCUAUGUUAUGCCCUGGACGCCCUAUCGCACAGAUAUGCUGUACGAAUACGCUUCCUGGGACGACUACAUCCAAAACCGAGUCACCACCACCUAUAAGUUGCCGAGUCGAGUUGACGGCACUGGUUUUGUUGUGUAUGAUGGGGCUGUGUUCUAUAACAAGGAACGCACACGCAACAUUGUGAAAUACGACCUGCGGACUCGCAUCAAGAGCGGUGAAGCUAUUAUUGCAACCGCCAACUAUCAUGACACAUCGCCGUACCGCUGGGGCGGGAAAUCCGACAUCGACCUAGCAGUGGACGAACACGGGCUUUGGGUCAUAUAUGCCACUGAAGCCAACAGCGGACGCCUCGUUGUUAGCCAGGUGAACCCGUACACGCUGAGGUUUGAGGGGACGUGGCAGACAAGCUUUGAGAAGCGCAUGGCGUCAGAUGCGUUCGUGGCGUGUGGCAUCUUGUACGCCGUUCGUUCCGUGUACCAGGACGAUGACAGCGAGGUGGGUGGAGACCUGAUCCUGUACGCCUACGACACGCGACGUAACCACGAGGAGCCGGUGAGAAUCCCGUUCCCCAACCCAUACCAGCACAUCUCCUCCAUCAGCUACAACCCCAGAGACAACCAGCUGUACGUCUGGAACAACUACAUCGUCCUGCGGUACCCGCUGGAGUUCAGCCCGCCGCAGCCCACCACAGAUCCUCUCUCGACGCCUCUUCUCUCCACCACUCCUCCGAGCGCGCUCUCCACCACCGUGUCGAUGGGCUUCAGUCCCACUUCCAUCCCGUCUGUGACCUUCCACCCUGUGGGGUCUAUAAACAGGGCUCCGGCGGGGCGACCCAUCACAGCCACGAUCCCGGUGACCGUCAGGCCUCCCCGCCGACCGCAGGGGCCGCGCACACCCAUGUGUGAGGGCCGCGUGACCCGCGGGGUCCAGUGGCCCCCAACUCAUCGAGGAGAAACGGUGGAGAGGCCGUGUCCCAAAGGAUCCCUCGUUCGGGACUACAUCCAAAACCGAGUCACCACCACCUAUAAGUUGCCGAGUCGAGUUGACGGCACUGGUUUUGUUGUGUAUGAUGGGGCUGUGUUCUAUAACAAGGAACGCACACGCAACAUUGUGAAAUACGACCUGCGGACUCGCAUCAAGAGCGGUGAAGCUAUUAUUGCAACCGCCAACUAUCAUGACACAUCGCCGUACCGCUGGGGCGGGAAAUCCGACAUCGACCUAGCAGUGGACGAACACGGGCUUUGGGUCAUAUAUGCCACUGAAGCCAACAGCGGACGCCUCGUUGUUAGCCAGGUGAACCCGUACACGCUGAGGUUUGAGGGGACGUGGCAGACAAGCUUUGAGAAGCGCAUGGCGUCAGAUGCGUUCGUGGCGUGUGGCAUCUUGUACGCCGUUCGUUCCGUGUACCAGGACGAUGACAGCGAGGUGGGUGGAGACCUGAUCCUGUACGCCUACGACACGCGACGUAACCACGAGGAGCCGGUGAGAAUCCCGUUCCCCAACCCAUACCAGCACAUCUCCUCCAUCAGCUACAACCCCAGAGACAACCAGCUGUACGUCUGGAACAACUACAUCGUCCUGCGGUACCCGCUGGAGUUCAGCCCGCCGCAGCCCACCACAGAUCCUCUCUCGACGCCUCUUCUCUCCACCACUCCUCCGAGCGCGCUCUCCACCACCGUGUCGAUGGGCUUCAGUCCCACUUCCAUCCCGUCUGUGACCUUCCACCCUGUGGGGUCUAUAAACAGGGCUCCGGCGGGGCGACCCAUCACAGCCACGAUCCCGGUGACCGUCAGGCCUCCCCGCCGACCGCAGGGGCCGCGCACACCCAUGUGUGAGGGCCGCGUGACCCGCGGGGUCCAGUGGCCCCCAACUCAUCGAGGAGAAACGGUGGAGAGGCCGUGUCCCAAAGGAUCCCUCGGUAUCGCGUCGUAUCAGUGUAUAACAGACGAUGUGGUGUGGAACCCCAGAGGUCCCGACCUCAGCAACUGCACCUCGCCCUGGGUCAGCCAGGUCGCUCAAAAGAUUAAGAGCGGGGAGAACGCAGCACAUACCGCUUCUGUACUUGUCAAUCACACUCGGGGGCGGGUCUAUGCCGGUGAUGUCACUUCCUCUGUGCGUCUGAUGGAGCAGCUGCUGGACAUUCUGGACUCACAGCUGCAGGCGCUGCGACCCGGAAACAAGGAGUCGGCCACACGCAACUACAACAAGCUUCAGAAGAGAGAACGGACUUGUCGAGCGUUUAUUCAGGCGGUGGUGCAGACGGUGGAUAAUCUGCUGCGUUUGGAGGCGCUGGAGUCGUGGCAGGACAUGAACUCUACAGAACAGUCACACACCGCCACCAUGCUGCUCGACGUCAUGGAGAAAGGAGCGUUUCUAUUGGCUAACAACCUGUACGGGGGUCACUUCAGCGACCGCGCACCAAACAUUGAUCUGGAGGUGUAUGUGCUCAACACAGAGAUGGAGCUGAAGGAUCUGUUCUUCCCGAACUCGUAUGACAGCGACAGCACCAUCCAGGUGUCGUCAUCUACCAUCAAACAGUACAGCCGCAACGGUCAGGUGAAGGUGGUUUUCACGCUCUAUAAGAACCUGGGCUCGUUCCUCUCCACUCAAAACGCCACGGUGAAGAUGCACGGCGAGUCUGGAGGACACAGUCUAGCCGUCAACUCCCACAUCAUCUCUGCCUCCAUGAACAAAGAGUCCAGCCGCGUGUUUCUGACCGAUCCUGUAGAGUUCACGCUGAGACACCUGCAGCUGGAGAAUCACUUCAAUCCCAAUUGUUCGUUCUGGAAUUACUCUGAGCGCUCGAUGACGGGUCAGUGGUCGUCACAGGGCUGCAGACGUCUGCACAGCAACAACACGCACACCACCUGUGCCUGCUCGCAUCUCACCAACUUCGCCGUGCUCAUGAGCCACCAGCAGCCCGCCUAUCCCGGCGGCGUUCAGGGUCUGAUCCUGUUCGUCAUCACAUGGGUGGGGAUGGUGAUCUCUCUGGUGUGUCUGGCUCUGUGUAUCUCCACCUUCUGCUGCCUACAAGGCCUUCAGAGCGACCGCACCACCAUCCACAAGAACCUGUGCCUCACACUCUUCAUCUCACAACUCCUCUUCCUCAUCGGCAUGGAUAAGACACACUAUACCGUGGUGUGUCCGGUUCUGGCCGGUCUGCUGCACUUCUUCCUGCUGUCAGUGUUCUGCUGGCUCUGCAUGGAGACGGUGCAGCUGUACGUGCUGAUGGUGGAGGUGUUUGAAAGUGAGACGUCUCGUCGUAAGUACUACUACCUCUCCGCGUACGGCUUCCCCACACUGGUGGUGGCCAUUUCCACUGCCAUCGACUACAGGAGCUACGGAGGACCCAAAGCUUGCUGGCUGAGGGUGGAUAACUACUUCAUCUGGACGUUUAUUGGCCCCGCCUCCCUCGUUAUCCUGCUGAACCUGGCAGUGCUGGUCAUCACCAUCCACCGCAUGCUGCGGCACUCCACUGUGCUGAAGCCAGACUCCAGCCGAUUAGACAACAUCAAGUAA
Molecule: messenger RNA, 3699 nt
Organism: Sinocyclocheilus anshuiensis
Lineage: Eukaryota; Metazoa; Chordata; Actinopteri; Cypriniformes; Cyprinidae
Product: adhesion G protein-coupled receptor L1-like
Exons: 21
Coding region: 1-3699 (1232 amino acids)
Biological process (GO): G protein-coupled receptor signaling pathway; cell surface receptor signaling pathway
Cellular component (GO): membrane
Molecular function (GO): G protein-coupled receptor activity
Source: RefSeq, a predicted model, not a curated record